Messenger RNA from Maniola jurtina (meadow brown), 8425 nucleotides. It is a transcript of the gene unc79, whose product is annotated as protein unc-79 homolog. The record is from RefSeq and is a predicted model, not a curated record. The transcript has 57 exons. NCBI's taxonomy places the organism in Eukaryota, Metazoa, Arthropoda, Insecta, Lepidoptera, Nymphalidae. Gene Ontology annotation, molecular function: protein binding. Bases 303 to 7967 code for a protein of 2554 amino acids.
AUUCGAGUUGCGCGGUAAGCUCAAAUGAUAAGUAGAAAAAAACAGGAGUUUGCGAUGUUGUGCAUGUUGUGGCGAUCGAUAGCCUGAAGAGAUGAAGAGAAUAGCAAAUCUAGAUUGAGGUCUCAUCUCUUUCGCCCAGAUCUAUGCCUAAAUUGGUGUAUCGUGUAUUGAUUAAGCGUUUCCUUCCACUUCGCGAGUGUCACUCAAAUGCAGGGCAGUUUUAAGAUCCAACUGAUAAACAUGGGGACGCGGGCAGCGGCCUAGGUUCCCUGGAGACCUCAUAAGCUUUUAGUGUGUACCCAAUGCAGGCCGCGCAGGUGUGUGAUAACAUGCAGCUUGUUUCGGAGCCGCUGAACCUGAAAGUCACGGCGAAGAUCCGGAGCCUAUACGACUGCCAGCUGCGGUUGAUGCACAACAUCCAGCCGCUGCCUUCUGGCAUUGAUAUCGCCAACACCGUCAAAUACUUCUCACAGACUCUACUGAGUGUUCUCAAAGACGUCCCCCGGUCUCCUCUGGAAAUGAUCCGGGACGCAGACAACGACGCGGAGAGGAUGGGGCUGUACCCCAACUUGGAUUACAAGGGGCUGUUCAACGCCAUCUCACAGCUCGUCGACUCGGCACCUCACUUGCAGUAUGGCAUUCAAGCGUUCGGUCAGGCAGUGCUACAGUGCCUGGGCUGUAUUCUGCCGUUUCUGGAGUACGAUAUGAUCGACAACCUGCCCUACUUGGUAGCGUACUGUGUGGCCGUGUUCCCCGCCAACCUGCAUCAGGGGAUAUUGCAUCUGCUGUGCUAUUAUAUACUGCCGUUUACCAUCACACGACGAUAUUCUGGUCUGGAGGAAGAGAGUGAGGCUUCUCAAUCCGUUGGAGCUAUAAUAAUGAUGGUGUUCCAGCACUCCAGCAACCCAGCCCACCACUGCCAACUCCUGGAAUGUCUCAUGUCCAUGAAGCAAUGGGUGGUAAAGGACGUACUGUGCGUGAUCGCGUACGGGACGUGCGGCGCACGUGUUUCUGCGGCCAAACUGCUGUUCUACUACUGGCCGCCCUUUGACGCCAAGCUGUUCGACAGGAAGGGGCUGCUGUGCAAGUUUGCCAAUGAUCUGGUGCCGUUCCUCUGCCAGCGCGACAUGUGUCCCAACGCUGGGACAGCGGAGGCGGCCAAGGUGUGCUACGACCACUGCAUCAGCGUCACCUUCGCCUCCGACACGCCGCCGCCGCUCUACCUCUGCAUCGAAUGCGCCAAUGAGAUACACAGGGAGCAUCCAAACCAAAGAUUUUUCGACAUCUUGCACCCCCAACAGCAAGUGUCAAUGGUGUGCGAAAACAAAAACUGUCGCUCACAAGACAAGGCUGCGUACUCGAUUUGCUUUUCCACAGAAUGUGCGAGCUAUAAUGGAAAUCAUCCUAUACGCUACUGCCAGCAAUGCCACGGCAACCGCCACAACAGCCGCCGCGGUGGCGACCACGUGGUCCACACGAGGCUACCGCCCGCUUGGCAGAUGGACAGCGAUAUGCAGACCAACCUCGUGGAAGCCAUCAUCAGCCUCCUGAAGGAAGCAAAACCAAUCAACAUGGAAGAUCCAGAUAGUUCCACGGAGUCAAUCAAGUCCACCCUCAGCGUCAAUCUUCCUGAUCCUAUACCGGUUGAAGACAGGCAACUACUUGGAAGAUAUGGAGUGUGGUUAAUGGUGGGUCUUUGUACACCGAACUCUGAUACCCCAGAUGAAGUUUUAGGACGCCUUUUAUCAGUCCUGUUUCACUGGUUCCACGUAACCUCUUUCUCAUAUACAGGUGAAAUAGCAAACACAGUGGAGAAAUUGAAAUCGGAGCACGUGUGUCCAUGGUUGCGGAAUAUUGCGGACAAACACCGCAGAGUGUUGACGUCUUGUCUUCUGCCGCAUCCGCCACAACACAUGCGGGUGGCUGGACAUUGGGACAACCUCGGCUCUAAGAUUGCGCAUCUCAAGGACGGACUCAAUAGAUUAUACUGCUUGAUUCCGUACGGUAUAAUCACGCAGUCGAUUUGGGAUUACAUCAUGCCACAUUGGAUGGAGGCCAUCUGUGAAGACGUUCCCGAAAAGGAGUUAUUGGAGCUGAAGGUAUCGGUCGCUAAGAUCCUGGAGCCAGACGGCAGCAUGGUGGGCGUGGACGAGCGCAACUUGUACAACUUCGCGAUCCUCAAGGCGUCCGACAAGCCGCGACCAGACACCGUUCUGCCCGUGCUGGAGUGGUUCCAGACAAUAUCGUUGCUUGAGGUGAAGAUCCCUUUGUCAACUCUGUUCGAUCUGUUUAGUCACUGCGUUGUCAAUCUACCUGAGAAGAUUUGUAAGCCACCGCCUGAAGACAAUAAGCUAAAGGAAAAUGGCAACAAUGAACAGACAUCUAACAAUGAAAAGGACAAAGACAAAGACGAUGAAACUAAACCUCAAAAUCUGACGUGUUGCAUACUGAUGCUGGAUAUAUUACUGAAACAGAUGGAGCUGCAACAUCAUCGCAUCAACAUACAGAACGUAAGCAGUGAGGCGACGAAGUUGUUACGCUUGAUGCUCAAGUCCAACCAAAUGAAUACUAUUGAACACGCGGAGUGCCGGUCGGCUGGUGCAUGUGCGUACUGCGAAGCUGCGGCGCUGUGCCAUCAGCUCGCCGUGCGACUCGUGCGCACGCUGGUGCCUCGAGCGCCCGCGCACCAUUCUGAGCCGUCAAUCGAAGAGGCGUGGUCCGAGAGCCACGGCAAGAAGAACCAGUCCGAGGACGAGCGCAGCAAGUCCGGUGGUACGCCCGCCGCGUCCGUGGACGCGCUCAUGGCGAUCGCGCAUCCGCUCGCGGAGAAGAGUUCUGUAGGAGGCGUGCUCGUUCAUAUGCCGCAUUUUGUUCAUUUCAUGCAAAUGUCACUAAUAAGCGACAUCGGGUCGGACGCCACACUGACAAAAUCGUCAGGCGAUACGCAAAUCAUGACGGCAACGGUGGAGACGAUCACCGAACAGCUAGACAUGGCGGUGUCGUUGCCUCCAGCAGAGCAACCGCCUGUAGCCACGGCGCACUCCGUCACACUGACGGAUACCGAUGUUGCCACUGCGACUGCUAAUGUAUCCACCCCUAAUCUGUUGGGCGAAAACGAAGGCGAAUCAGUAGAUGACGACAUGACCAACUUUUGGCCCACUUCUGCGGGGAAAUUCCACUUCUGCAUCGAAGAAUUACCCCAGGAGCUGCAAUACAUACAUCAAUUGCUGCAGGAACUGAAGAACACCAAACGUCCAGAUGUCCUGUAUCACCUGCUUCAGUGUCUGCAAGUACUUGUGUUAAACACGGAUGCGCUGGCGGAGCAUAAGGGCUUCUUGAUAUGGUGCCAGGAGAAUUUGCUUAUUGACAAUCUGUGGAACGUCUGCGACGCGGCGCAGUCGCACAUCAGCUCAGUGGCGGUGCCGGUGUUGCUGCACUGCGUGACGCUGGCGGGCGGCGCGGACGUGUUCUGCGCGCUCGUGAGGGACGCCUUCCACCACCCUGAGGCCACUAAGAGGUUUACGGCUGUCGAGCGUGUUACUAUGCUGAUCAGAUUCAUGGACGGCUCGCCCAUCAAAACGAGCCUCUCCCUGCAAGCCGCUCUAGCGACCGCGUUCUGCUACCUCAUAUCCAGCAUGGACGAUAUCAACGUGUACGUCGCUCAGCGCGCUACGCUCUACAUCGGGACCAUUCACGAUAACGCUAUAGAGCUACUUCUGUAUUGCCUGGAGACUCAAUUCGACCUGGUGAUAGUGGACCGGCCGAUGAUCCUCCAGUCCAUCUACCAGCUACACAACACGCUGAGUGACCGCCGCAUCCUCACCUGGGAGUUCUUCCUCAACCGCUUCGAAGCGCUACUUCUGGAAGCGCAGAUCAACUCGAACAAGAAUGUUGACUACUCCAAUUUGAGGGAUUUGCUCAGCCGCUCAGAAUGGGUGGAGGCGCGAGUGAGGCGCGCGCAUGAGGCGCUGGCAGGUGCGCCGCGAUCGUUAGCAGCGUCGUUUGGUGCCAAGUGGCCGUAUAAGCGAACCGUGUCCGCGCCCGCCGCUGUGCCUCCACAACCGCACGCAGUGUUUGCACCAACAGAGAGGGAGAAGGUAUACUCGCGCCAGUACUCCGCCCCUCUGCUCAAGAGGAAAACCUCCCGCUUUGGGCUGGGACUAGGACAACUCCUCACUACGCCGCAAGCGCCACCCGCCACUCCACGGUCCAAUAAUACACAUGAUGGUAUUCACUCCCUGUCCGGUCGGUCAACUGAUGAUACGAUGACGACAGUGCUGCCCAAGGCGGUGGACUUGGAGGAGGCUGACAAAGAGACCACCAACUUGCUGGUGUUUCUAUUGAUGCAGUUUUUAUCCAGAUCAGACCAAGCGCAUCCAACAGAAGAUAAGUCGUGUUUGAAAACUCAAGAGCUAGUGUUAAGACAUUUGUUCCUUCUACUCGGAUACAACUCUAUGGAGAGGUUCUUCACUAUAUCACCACAUACUCUAAGAAUGUCGUCCAUUUUCAAUGCUUUCAUGGCAAAUCUGCCUCAAGUUUUGGACCAGAACCACGUGAUGGGGGCUAGCAUUGCUGAACCCACGCUCAUGUUGCUGCAGCACUGUAUUCGUCCGGCGUUGUACACCGCCAGCAACGCGGCGGCGGUACACUCGCUGGCGGCGUUGGAGCCGCACGUGAGGCGACACUGGCUUAUGGCGCUACUUGUAGUCCUUUACAAGUACCACUACAGCAAUGGUACUCUAUGCACGUUGGCUGGUGCACUGGUCCGUGCUGUGCUGCAGUCCGUGGAAGCGCAGCACCAUCAGUGCAAGCGCAUCCCACCGGUGCUGCUGUUGCCGCAGCAGCAGCUGCGACCGCACUGCUCGCAGCAGCACCACCCUAGAGAAAGUCGCGAAGUGCCAUUGAAAGUGGAGGAGCCAAGUACUACGCACAAAUCACCGGCGCAUUGGCCCGAACCCCCCGAGCCUGCCAAGUACCAACAAUGGAGCCUGGAGCAGGAGUCGUCGGAGAGCGAGCUGAUAGCCAUCCCGGAGACCAGCGACAAGUCUGACACUACUGUGCACGGCAGCACUGCUCCCGGAUCAUUCGAUGAGCCAUCUCACUACGACGAAGCGCCACCCACCGCGCCGCCGCACGGCGUUUCCUACCCGGGACUUGGAAAAAUCCCAGCCGCUGUGGGAUCACGCUCAGCGCAUCAACUGUCUACAAGCUCGUCAGUAUCAAUAGGCAGCGAUUCCUCUAACCUAAAAUCCACACCUAUGAGUGGCCAGUCGGUAGAGAUCUGGCCCGACCAGUUGCAUCAGCAACACUCGCCUAGGACUAAGAUACUCGGCAAACAGAAGAGGAUUGUUGUGGGCAGUAGCACGUCCCCAGACACGGCCGCGUCGUCCAAUGGCGGCGACGCGCUCGCGCAGCCGCAGCAGCACGCGCUCCUGCGCAGCCCAGGUGUGGCGUACGCGUCGCCAGAGUCCCCGCUGUCAAAGAUGGAGGUCGCGUGGAGCGGGCCCUCCCCGCACCCGCCGCACCCGCAACCGCCUGCGCACACCUUCCACAUACCGCCGCCUGUGCCGGAAAGAUUGUUGCCCAUCGGCCCCAAGCCCAACAAGGAGCAGUAUCCAGUCUUCAACGCGCUCGUGGACAGGGUUCGGGAGGCUCUCAACAUUCCUGACAUGUUUUCAGACGACUCGACGGAGCGCACGGACUCCAGCGAGGCGGAGCAGGCGCCCGCACGCCCGCACCGACUCGCCGACCGACCCUCGUCUGAAAGCGCACGGUCACCUCGUCGCUUGGCCCGGCAAGUGGCGCAGCUGGGGUCGCCGCCGCCGCCCGCGCCGCAGCCGCCGCAGCCGCCGCAACCCCCGCAACCCCCUCCCGCACACACCAACACACAAACGCCGAGACCCGCUAGGCCACUCUCUACUGAAAGCGGUCAAGCUUGGUGGGGAGGGACGCGUCGCGCGGCGCGGCGCGCGGCGCACGCGCAGCCCGUGCCGCUUCGACCUGACGCCACGCUGCGGUACCGAUGUGGAGAGUGUGGCGGCGCAGUGGAGCAGUACAGCGAUGAGGAGUUGGGGCUUUGUGUGAUAGUGCUGGCCACGUUCGUACGCCGCGAGCCAGCCGCCGCUGCAACCUUGCUGCCCGCCUUAUUGCACAGUGUUACACGGGUGGUGCAGCUGGGCAGUUACUCGUGGCAGGCAGAGAGCAGCACCCGACUUCCGGGCAGUGCAGUGUUCGUGGCGCAUCAGUUUCUUCGCUGCGUGUUGCAUCAGUUGGCGCCGCAUAAUGUGUUCCUGCAGCUCUUCCUGCAACGGACUCCUGAGAAGCAGCGUCAGAUGUUCUUCAAGAGCGUGGCACAAGCCUUUGUCGAUUUCAACGAGUUGUACCCAUGUGGGCCCUUGCAACUACUAAUUGAGCAUCUCAACUCCAAGAAGACGCUGCCUAUUGACCAAAUGGGCGUGAUAGCGGGUAACAUGGCGAUGUAUCUCGAAUGCCUCGCCCCUGAAGCCCUCGGUCCCGUCAGUGCGUGCAGCGCUUUACUCGCUGCUCUGGACACAUUGCUGCGAGCCGUGGCCUUGCAGCUGCCGCAACUGGACGAUGCGCUGCCGUUGCUGAGGGUCUGUGCUGCGGCAUUGCGAGUUCCUGCUGCUACUCACCACAAGAGCUUACUAGAGCCGAUGUCAAAGAUCGUGAGCUACACAGUACAGAAUUGCGCCGUCCGUCUGAUCGCGCUGAGCGAGGUGGGCGCGGGCUGCGUGCGCGCCUUCGCGCGCGACCGCGACAAGCUGCUGAUCUGCCGCGUGUUGGUCUACGAGUUAUUACAUGCCCUGAGAACCAAGACCACGGUCCCUGAUGAUAACCUGUUUGUGCUGCUACAGUUUGUACUGCAGGGUUAUGGUUGCACAUUGCUGCUGCCCCCGCAACUCAACACUGGAGAGUUAUUGUCAGGUUGCGGAGGUCCCGAAGCGCGGGACCUGGGCAGCGGCCCCGUGGACUGCAUGAGGCCACACCUGGCGGACAUGAUCGAUUUGCUGCACGACCCCAAUCUGCUGAAUAAAAUCAAGGGUUCAGUCUCAAAAUCAAUCGUAAACCGGAAUCUCAUUUGCCUGAACGAAGACACUUUAGGAGCAAUAGUAAAGGGAGGCAUAGCUCAAUACGUGGCAAUGGAAUUGGCACUGGAACAAAGUCGGGGCAAACAAGACAGGGGACCCACGCGACAUAUGAUGCCCUGGCUCACUACCACUUUACCCGGGUCUCGCGAUGUGAGCGAGUGCGUGGGUCGAGUGAGGCUGGUGUCAUGGGUGGUGUUGGGAGCCCUCAGCAACGCUCGCACACACCCUUUACAGCUCCCAGUUCCGUUAGAUGCUACUUGUCAUCUUACCGAUCAUAUUCAGACAAUAAUGUCGUCAUACGUGGAGCAAGCCCAAGACACGCAGAGUAAGUCCGCAAACGCAAGUGGCGGACAACGCAUGAGUGCGUUGUGCGGCGCGUUCCUGCUCUGCCAACUGUGGACGUUGUACGUGUGGCGCUGCGGCGCGUGCGCGGCGCCCGCCUCCGAGCCGCAACACGCCGCGCACGCGCUGCUGCUGCACUUCUGGUGCAAGCUCGUGCCCACGCUGACGCAGCUGACGCAUGCCAACAAGCUGUUGGCUGAAACAGUGAACUUACAUUUCCUGAGUCUACUGGAGUCGCUCCUGGAGUGCAACUCCACGGUGCUCAACAAACUGCUGCCCCUCUGGACACCUAUCCUGCACUCGCCACUCUUCAAUAUGCCACAUCACGUGGCCGAGCGUCUUGAGGCUUGUCGCGAAAUGAAGCCGGAAGUGGUGACCACGGCCACGUCGGCCACUAACGCGCCAGGUGGUGGCGCCACCAGCCUAGCGGCGACUAGGGAGCAUCGCAGGCUGUACCGACUGCUCACCAAAAUGGCGCAGUUGGAACUACAACCACACUCUUUUUACUUUAUAUAAUACCGAUUAAAACAAAAGAUCUUGAAACUGAACAGUUGAAUGGCUUUGAUCAUAGAUGUCGCUGUACAGUAAUGAGUCGCGCGUACUCUUAUUCUCAAAAGAAUUUACUGAUGUGAAAGUUUUUAACAACGUGUAAUGUUAUUUAUUUUAUACAAGCUGUAGUCUACGACUUCGUCUGCGCGGAAUUGAGUUUUUUUGUAUUUUCUGUUUCUCCAUGGGAGGAUAUACUAAUGUUAUGCUAGAUUUCGUCAAGGCCGAUCUAGUGCUUAAACAGUGAAACCUUAGUUGACCCGACUGUACUAGAUCUCAUAUUCAAUUCCCGGUUUUGGGUAAUUGGAUUUAUCUAGAAUUUAAGCCUGAAAUACAUAAAAUGUAGAAUACCUGUUUGUGCCAAAGACUUUGACUAUUAGGUGUAAUAAGAUUUUAUUAUUUAAUAACUAAGUAUUAAGUAAGUAUAU